Messenger RNA from Fusarium odoratissimum NRRL 54006, 1455 nucleotides. RefSeq lists its product as uncharacterized. Gene Ontology annotation, molecular function: zinc ion binding. The transcript has a single exon. Gene Ontology annotation, cellular component: peroxisomal membrane. Gene Ontology annotation, biological process: protein import into peroxisome matrix. The record is from RefSeq and is a predicted model, not a curated record. NCBI's taxonomy places the organism in Eukaryota, Fungi, Ascomycota, Sordariomycetes, Hypocreales, Nectriaceae. The coding region runs from base 191 to 1321 and encodes 376 amino acids.
UAACCUUGUCCCGACCGAGGUUCGUUUUGCUUAAACUCCAACCGCCAAUUUAUUUAAUCAUCUUCCUUAUCUUCGCCAAUUCGUGUUUCCGGUCUCUACUAAUCCUCGACUUUGGUCUUCAUUCGUUUCGCCUUCAUACUGCCCAAAUAAUCAGACCACGUUCGAUCCUCCCAUUCGUAACACCCCGUGCAUGCGCAUGCGCGCUCUCUUUUGCCGAUCACAAAACAUCAUGUCCUCUUCUUCAGCAUCGUCAUCACCAUAUCCCUUUGCCACCGCCCCCGACAUCAUCCGCUCUCACCAAAAGGAUGCAUACUUCACCGGCCACCUUACACAGAUCCUCAGCGACCUGCAUCGUCGCCUUCGCGGUGCCCGUCUCACACACGCCCGCGCACCCGAGAUCCAGACCCUCGGAACACUCGCCUACUUUGCUCUCACUACAAUCCCCGGCAAUCGAACUCUCGGCGAGGAGUACUGCGAUCUUGUGCAGAUAGAUGCGCGUGAUGGUCAACUUCCCGCUAUUGGUCGUCGCGCAGGCUACGUAGCUGCCAGCAUUCUCCUCCCCUAUAUCGCGGCCCGGAUUCUCCCCGGACUACGCGCUCGGCUGCGCAAGCUUCUGCAACGCCGGUUGGAGAGCCUUCGCAAACGAGAUGACGGUUCGGCAACAGGACGCGAGGCGCGCAUAUGGUCAUAUCUAGACCAACACCUGGGUUCUUUCACAUCAGGCGCUCCUUUCAAGGCCGUUAUUCUAGCCCUUUUCUACUUCAGUGGUACCUAUUACCAGCUGUCCAAGAGACUUCUUUCCCUGCGAUACGUAUUCACACGUACCGUACCCGAUACACCCGAUCGUGCAGGAUACGAACUCCUAGGUGUACUGCUGGUCAUUCAACUUGCGGUUCAGGGCUAUACCCAUAUUCGAUCUACAAUUACCGAGUCAGCAGCUCGCGAACGCGCUGCCUUUGGGGCUUCUGAUGAUAUCUCUCUAAACCAUGACGGGGCCUACAACGGCGAUAACAAUCUAUUACUAUCCACAGGUGCUUCAAGCUCCAAGGCCAAGGUCGACAUCUUCGCUGCCACACACACCCCAGCAGCAGCUGUGCCGCGUGUUCAAUUAACAGAUGACAAGGCCAUGGGCUACAUCAAGGGCGGACAACAAAGAAAGUGUACACUGUGCUUGGAGGAGAUGAGAGAUCCCUCAGCAACACAAUGCGGUCAUGUCUUCUGUUGGGAGUGUAUCGGAGAUUGGGUGAGAGAAAAGCCCGAAUGCCCAUUAUGUCGUCGUGAAGCCAUGGCUCAACAUAUUUUACCACUGCGUGUGAUGUAAUAACUUAUUUAGAUUUGAUUUGCAAAGAUAUCCAAUUCAGAUGAACAAAUAUUAAUAUGCUCAAUCACAUCCUCGAUGCGAGAUGUUAAAAACAAAACAAAGAGAUACCGAGGCUCAGCGCCCAUGGGUAUCAU